UAACAACUGUACCACAAUGAUGUGUCUAUUGGACUGGAAGAGGGCUUUGUUUUGUGUGUAUCGUUUGUCGAAAGAUAACAUUUUAUCAUCGGAAUCUCAAUUUUUAAAAAGAUGAAUUCAAAAUAUGCCACAGUUCGUCAAUACUUAUGUAAUGAGAUACUUAUAAAAAAAAAAAAACACCCGAUAGCUGUGUACUUCAUAGGAACACAUGAUCGACACAACGUUGCUGAAGGGUGAUCAUGUCGGGUGCGGUCAAGACUGAAGAGAUAUCAAAGCCCGCAACUGGGAGUUUUAAUAAUGGGGAAUCUGUACAAGGGAAAGCAAUUUCAAAAGGUCAAGACGAUGAAAGGAAAUCAAAAGCACAGACGUCCGAGUUGCUCCUACAGGACAAGAAUGCACUAAACGAUGGGGACUAUUCCAAGUCUAAAGACAUAAAGACUGAAAAUGGAGAUAAUUCUGCGAAACCCUCAAAAUCCAAGGGGAUUAUUGGAUCUAAACUGUCUUUAAAGCGGAGUAGACUUCUUCCCGAAAAGGGAUUCGAUAUGUCAAAAAUCAAUGACGACCAAAAAGUGCAGACGGUAGGUGGAGACGAAGGGAAUGGAAAAUCGUACAACCGAAUUCUAGAAGACCAACACCAUUUCACUGGAGAGAAUAGCUUACCAUCUCGUGAGAGGCACUACCGUCAUGUGUCAGAGAGCGAGGGGGACGUUACGAAAUACGAAGGAGACUUAACUGUCUGUCCAAUUUGUAAACAGGAGCUUUCCAAGCCAAAACAUCUUCCUUGUCUGCAUACAUUUUGUGAAAGUUGCAUUGGAGAUUACUUCCUGAAAAUUCAAGGUAAUGCCAAAUCUUUCCGUGUCCGCUGUCCAGUGUGUAGAGAAUUUCAACCUGGUAAAAGAGCUACUAUUCCCGCGAAAGACGUUGCUCAUCUUCUACCAACCAAUCACUUUAUUCUGAAUAUGGUUGCCAGGAAAAACAUGCAUAACUGCAUGCCCUGUGCAUGCGGUGGAAUAACGACGCCAUCGGAAUGCUGGUGUUAUUUCUGUACGGAGUCUCUCUGUGCUGAUCACGCCGUAUACCAUGGCAACCUAACAUCACGCAAUAUUCACAGAGUCCAAAGUAUUAACGAUGUUUCGAAAGACGUCGAUCUGGCGUACUUACCGGGAUACUGCGAGGUUCAUACUCUCCAAAAACUGAAGUUUUACUGCGAGGACCAUGAUGUUGCGGCUUGUGACACGUGCAGGAAAGCGUAUCAUCGUCAAUGUCCAGGUUUAGUCACUACAAAUUCCGAAGCAGAGGAACUUCGACAUGGCGAAUAUGUGCAAGAUAUUACUGAUAAACUGCAUGACAUGGAGAGGAAAUCCGUUGACAUGCUCGACAAACUGAGUGAAAAUUUAUCCGAUCUUUACAGCUACCGAAUAAACGAUGAAGAUUCCAUAACAGGGUUACGACAAAAAGUGACAAAUCACCUGGACUCUUUGGAAAAGAAACUAGUCAACGAGUUGGCUUUGAAACAGAAAGAAAAAGAAUUCGAAAUUCAAACACAAAUUGGAAUCUUUGAGAAGAAAAGAGAAACGCUUUUAUUCUACAAGCGUCUUCUAGAGCUAUUGCAAAGCGAGGGGUUGGGUGUACAAAUUUUUUUGGAACUACCAAGCAUAGGUCGACAGUCCAACAUCUUGGCGGAGAAAAUGCAUCACAGAGCAGCGAUCAUGCAAACUAGUUCUAUUCAUGUUGAACUCAAUGAUAUCAUCGUUCAGUUAGAUUCAAUGGGUAGCGUAGUAGAAAUGAAUACUAAAUUCAAACCAGAAUUUCCUUAUGUUCCCGGUUCUGGAAUGAGGAAACUCGAACUUCAGUCUCCUCAACCAACACCUAGAAUGGAGACCCUUCACAAAAGGUUGAAACAAGGGUUUCUGGUCAUUAGAUUUCAGAGUAGCACAAUCAGCGGCGCCACAACAAUCGAAGGACGCUUAGUACUGGCCGACUACACUAGCCGCGAGAUUCGGGCCUAUUACGACAACGGAAAUCGAGACGACUCGCUCAAUAUUCAACAUUUGAGGGGGAAUCCGUGCGAUUUAGUGGAAGUCCCCACUAUCAAUGACGGAUACACUCUCAUAAUAUCGUUUCCACAACAACAUAAGAUAAUGCUCCUUCAGUGGGACGAUGCUGUAGUGUUCGAACAAUUGCACGUAACCAAACAAGAAUGUUAUGGCGUCACUAAUGUUGGAAACUCCGUCAUUGUAGCCUGCUUAAAACACUUAGAAUUUUGGAAAGUGGGAGAAGAUUUAUCAAUGAAGCGAAAAUCGGUAUUACAAAUCCCUGGAGAUAAAGUUCAGAACGUUCAUCCAGCGGAUCAGAACCGGAUCUACUACUCCGAUUCCUGUGACGGUGGAUCGUUUUAUUGCAUCAAUAAAGAUGGGACAAUCGUGUUUGAGUAUAAUCAUCCGGAGCUGUUGUUCCCCCGAGGCAUUGCGACAGAUAGGGAUGGCAACAUCUAUAUUGCAGGAUACAAGUCCAACAACAUCCACAAGCUUUCCCCUGAGGGAGAGCUCAAGCAGUUGAUUGUGCCUCAGAUACAACUGUUCUAUCGUCCUCGGGUGAUUGUCGAAAACGGAGGAUCCGUAUUUGUUGUUUAUAGGAAACACAAAGUUUUAGAAUUGUCAUAGAAAAUACCGGUGGAUAUAGCUACUCAGUUUUAAGAAAA
This is a messenger RNA of Ostrea edulis (European flat oyster), 2701 nucleotides long. RefSeq lists its product as uncharacterized. Gene Ontology annotation, cellular component: chromatin; nucleoplasm. Bases 240 to 2663 code for a protein of 807 amino acids. The record is from RefSeq and is a predicted model, not a curated record. Lineage: Eukaryota; Metazoa; Mollusca; Bivalvia; Ostreida; Ostreidae. The transcript has a single exon. Gene Ontology annotation, biological process: positive regulation of DNA-templated transcription. Gene Ontology annotation, molecular function: protein binding; zinc ion binding; ubiquitin-protein transferase activity.